Molecule: messenger RNA, 2379 nt
Organism: Archocentrus centrarchus (flier cichlid)
Lineage: Eukaryota; Metazoa; Chordata; Actinopteri; Cichliformes; Cichlidae
Gene: fam110c
Product: family with sequence similarity 110 member C
Exons: 1
Coding region: 74-1141 (355 amino acids)
Source: RefSeq, a predicted model, not a curated record
ACGGGCUUGAAUGGAAUCCUUUACCUGUAACUCCGGAGAAACUGUACACUGAAAGCUUUACACCAAGAUUUUAAUGCCUGUCGAACCCACAAUGGAGACAACUAGCAAUGCCACAAAAAUCCUAGGGAAGGGUCCUGAAUACCUUCGCAAACAGAUGGAUUUGGAGAGUGAGACAAAAGGACGCAAGAGUGCUGUGGAGAGGCUCGCUGCAAGCAAACCGAACUACGUCAAAAGCCAACAGGUGGUUAACUCAACUCAGGACCCAGUGAUUAGUCUUGGAUCUACCUCUGUGAGUAGCACCGGGUCUUCUAACCAAAGCUCAAAGCAUGGUGGGAAUCUUCGUACAGAGAGUGAUUCAGCAGAGAAUAUGGUUACUGUGCAAAUCUCUUCAGUGGGGCAGGUACGUCAAUCCAGCUCCAAAAACCGACCAGACUCUCUUCUACUUCACAGACAGAAAUGUGAGUUACUGAGAGGGUCAGCAAAUGACAGGAAACACUAUAUAACCCGUAAGAUGUUGCUCAACUCUGUGAAUAAAAAUGCCCCAUUACAUGAGGCCACGUAUAAGGAAUGUGACUCUAAGGGCAACGUGGAAAAAAUAUCCACACCUGAGGAAGCAGCAAAGGAACGCAGCUCACGUGUGGUUAUCUCUGAGCCGCAGUGCAAUGGAGUGACAGAAGAAUGGAGCAUCAAGAGCAGUGGCUCUGGGACAAAAAAUAAAGCUGUGGUUGCAAAAGCAUCUAAUUGUCUCCUGACAGUUCCUGAGGUUGAAAGACGGUCCGGCAAAGGAGUCAGUCGUUCUCACUCCGAUAUCAGCUCCAGAUACUCCAAAAACUUUGCUGAUUUUGAUGGGUUUUUCAAGUACUGCGGGCUGGAUGAUGAGGUCAUCGAGUCUAUGGGGAAAGAGAAUUUCUCGCCUCACUCAGAUGAAAUUGUCAUAAACAUUCGGAGUGUCAGUGUUUCCACAUCAGAUGAUGGCUUCUCCAAGAAUAGUAGUGACAGUGAUGGGCUCAUGGAGGAAGAGUUGCAUCAGAAGAUUGUUCAAAAAACCUCAGUUAUUGAGCGCAACGCACGGAUUAUCAAAUGGCUGUACAGCUGUAAAAAUGCCAGUGACACUGGAAAAAAGUUACGAGACCUUCAUUAACUCCUCACUGUCUUUUGGCCAAGUGAUGUUGAAUGCCAGAUGUGGAAGGAAGAUGGAGGUAGUUUCUUGUCUUUGGUCAUAAAAAAACACAUGUAUGCCGUAUGUGUGCCAUUUUCAGUUGACACCUCUGAGAUCAAAUGAUAAUUGACUGAUUUAUCUUGUCUGUUUACAUUUGCAUACAUUUGCCUGACUAUGUUCUCAAUUAUGCUGCAAGCAAAAGAAAUGUACAAAUACUGCAGUAAUUUUGGUUGUAGAUACAUUAUUUAUGAAGUGCUAUACUUUAAUUUUAUGCAACUAUAAACUGUAAUAUUUGUCAACAUAUUGUCACUGUUCUGCCCCUAGACUGAGCUGUCAUUAAUAACAUAUAACUCAGCUACAAAACAUUAGUGUAUUUAUUAUCCAUUAAAAUGUAAUUGCUUUACAUGAUCAUUUACAAAAGGUACUAUUUUUAAAAAGUGGUACCAUUACUUCAAGAUAAAAGGCUUACGGCUCGUGGCCUCAUGAUUCGUGCCAGAAACAUUAAAAGGAGUCUCACAUUGAUGCUCAUAAAUUCAGUUCCUCAGCAAAUACCUUUAGGCCACCCAAACAUGAAAGCAUCCCUAAAUCAGAAUUUGUGUAACCUGCCUUUUAAGUUUAUAAUCCAAUAAUGUGAACUCCCCAUUUCUGUCGGGGUGAAAGGUAUACAUUCCAUCACACACACACACACACACACACACACACACACACACACACACACACACACACACAAUGGAGACUUACUCUGACUCUACCCAUACCUACUGGCUCCCAAACCCAGACCGUAAUUUGCCCUAACCUUAAAAGACAUCUUUACCUUAAAAUUUAAUGAUUUACUUUAUAAAGAUUUGUUUCCUUGUCCCCAUAAAGAAAAAAACAAAAAGCACAUAACUGUGUAAACAAAUUUAGGUCAUCACAACGAGUAAUACCUGCCACCCCACAAACAUCCAUCGCUGUUACUGAUACGAAAGAAGAAACAAAAGGGUGUAGUGAUUUAAUAUAAUUUAAAUCCAAUGAGAUUAAAGAACUUUAAAGGAGAUGGUUAUUUUCCACCCAAACUAUUGCUUAGAUGUGUGUGAGUGGAAUGUGUUUAAUAAUCUGAUAGGCUUAUGUCCAGUGACCCGUUGUUGUUGUAUCUCCCUCCUGAGCUCCAUCUGCUUUGUCUCUUCUCUUUUUUGUCUUUUAGCCAAAUUUCUUGAUUCUUUGAAACGCAGUGGCUGUAA